UCCGAUCGCGUGCCAGGAAGGCGUGUGCAGCUAGAAACCCCCGAGUCACCACCGACCUUGACCGGACCUGCGGGGCUGCCACGCGCGAGGUGGGCGUGCGGGCGUGCGGCGGCGACACAGCCCGCCAUGGAGAACUCGGUGGUCCCCUGCGUCCUCUACCCGGGGGACGACCGCCCGGGCGCGGCCGGGGGGGCGGGCGCUGCGUCCCCGGCGCAGACACCCUGCAGCCUCAGCGCGUCCCUGUGCUUCAGCUCCGGGGACGAGGCCCCGCCGCGGUCUCGCGCCUCCGCGGCGGAGGACGCCGCGACCUCCCCGCCCCCGUGUCGCCGCGGCCAGCGGGUGGUGGACCGGCAGUGGGAGGCCAGCAGCGCGGGCGCCGGGUCCCCGGAAGAGUCCCUGUCCCCGGAGGAGCGCGCGUUCCCGGAAGAGCCCGCGUCCCCGGAGGAGCGCGCGUGUCCUCAGGAGCCCGCCUCUCCCGCGGAGCCCGAGUGCCCGGAGGACCCCGGGGAGCCCGCGCCCGUGCCGCCUGGGGCAGCGGCCGCCUACGGAGAGCCGGACCUGGUCAUCGAGGUGUCCGGCCGCCGGCUCCGCGCGCACAAGGCGGUGCUGGCGGCGCGCAGCGACUUCUUCCGCGCGCGCGCGUCGCGGGACGUGCUGCGGGUGCAGGGCGUGAGCCUGGCGGCGCUGCGGCUGCUGCUGGCCGACGCGUACAGCGGGCGCAUGGCGGGCGUGCGGCCCGACAACGUGGCCGAGGUGGUGGCCGGCGCGCGCCGCCUGCAGCUGCCGGGCGCCGCGCAGCGCGCCACCGACGCCGUGGGCCCGCAGCUGAGCCUGGCCAACUGCUACGAGGUGCUGAGCGUGGCCAAGCGGCAGCGGCUGUCGGAGCUGCGCGACGCCGCCUACCGCUUCAUGGGCGACCACUACCUGGAGGUGCUGCGCGAGCCCGCCGUGUUCGGGCGCCUGUCGGGGGCCGAGCGCGACCUGCUGCUGCGCCGCCGCCUGCGCUCCGGCCGCGCCCACCUGCUGGCCGCGGCGCUCGGGCCGGCGGGGGAGCGCGCGGGCAGCCGGCCGCAGAGCCCCUCGGGGGACACGGACGCGCGCGGCGACGCGGCCAUCUACUGCUACCACGCGGAGGCCGGCGAGUGGCGCGAGCUGACGCGGCUGCCCGAGGGCGCGCCGGCGCGGGGCUGCAGCCUGUGCGUGCUCUACAACUACCUCUUCGUGGCGGGCGGAGUGGCGCCCGCGGGCCCCGACGGCCGCGCGCGCCCGUCCGACCAGGUCUUCUGCUACAACCCGGCCACCGACCGCUGGAGCACCGUGCGGCCGCUGCGCCAGGCGCGCUCGCAGCUGCAGCUGCUGGCCCUGGACGGACACCUGUACGCCGUAGGCGGCGAGUGCCUGCUCAGCGUGGAGCGCUACGACCCGCGCGCAGACCGCUGGGCCACGGUGGCGCCGCUGCCCCGGGGCGCCUUCGCAGUGGCCCACGAGGCCACCACGUGUAACGGGGAGAUCUAUGUGUCCGGGGGCUCGCUCUUCUACCGCCUGCUCAAGUACGACCCCCGGCGCGACGAGUGGCAGGAGUGCCCGUGCAGCAGCAGCCGCGAGCGCUCGGCCGACAUGGUGGCGCUCGACGGCUUCAUCUACCGCUUCGACCUGUGCGGGGGCCGCGGCGACGCCCAGGCGGCGGCCGGGCCUGGCGGGGGCGUCCGAGUCUCGCGCUACCACUGCCUGGCCAAGCAGUGGAGCCAAUGCGCCUCGCUCCUGCGGCCGCCGGGCAGCCCCGCGGGCCUGCAGCCCUUCCGCUGCGCCGCCCUGGACGGCACCAUCUACUGCGUGAGCCGCUCGGGCACCUGGCGCUUCGUGCCCUCCCAGGACGGAGAGCCCGGCGGCGACGCGGGCCUGGGCGGCAGCUUCCAGCCUGAGGCCCCCGGGACCCCCGUGGACGCCCGAGCCUCGCUCUUCCCGUUCGUGCUCAACCUGCCCGAGAAGCCGGACAGAACGGAGCAGGGCGCCGUGUAGGCCGGGCCGGGGUCAGCUGGGCAUCUCCCUCGGGCAGCUCUGGGGUCCAAGGAGCCGCCCCAUGGGCUGAGGUUCCCGUGGGAAGGGGAGGGCGACGGGGGCGGAGGAGAGGAGGGAGAGGCGUGGGGUGGGCCGCUGGCCAGGGUGGAUCGCUUAACAGCUUUGGAGGUAGCCCUGGGGGCACUGUCGCCUCCCUAUUCUGCGUUCCUUUUUGCUUAUUUUGCUUAAUGGGGUCGGUAGUGUAAGAGGGAGGGUGUGUGCCAGCAGAUGACCUUACAGACGAGACAGCGGACAGGGGUACCCGAGGGAGACUGGAAUGCAAUCAGAAGACUAGGCCUGAGGGCGCAUGGGCGGGUCCCGGGUGACCCUAGGUGCGCUCGCUCCGGGACACCCCGCUCCCGAGGGGGGACAGGAGGACUGACUUAGAAAGCCACGCGGGUCCCGGGGCCACCGCGCCAUUCUUGGGACCCGAGAAGUAGGCCAGCGCCAACUAUUAGUGGAGCCACCGGGAGGUCACUCUUCUUAUUCUUUGCCUUGAGGUUUAAAAUUAUAACUGAUAAGUAAAGCUCUUUCUAAUUUAGUUUAAAAGCUCAUGCUACUGUGUACUCGUUUUGGUUGGCUUAACUCCAAAAAGAGUAAUUUAAUAAACAGAGGUAAAAUCUUUGAUUACCAGUGAGAGCUCCUGUCCAGUAAACAUUGGAAGUUAUUCCCUGUUAGGUACCACAGACUCCCCAAGGCUCACGGCCCCAGGGGCAGUCGCGCCUCACCCUGUGAGAUGGAUUUCAUGUUUCACUUUAAGGGUUGUUAACUUUGGUCAGUGAUACAGUCACGACUUACUAUCUCUGGUGACUACAUGUUACCAAAUAGCACGUCAUAAAUAGGAAACACUGACAAGGGUGCUUGUCUACCUUAAAAGGAAUCUUUGACAGCCGGCCGUAUACACUCAACCACUUUCAUAGUUUAGAGUGAGAUGAAAGGAAAUAUUCCUUUAUAAAAAAAAGGCUAAAAUCAUUUAUUUUUGGCAAUUCUAAAAACAGGUGCAGGCACAUUUUGAACCUCCUAUUUAUGAUGUUUUGAAUAUGUAUUAUGUAACUGUGAUGAGGGAGAUUAACUUUUACAGCCCAGAGAACAUGGCCCAGUGACAAAGGGCAUGUUCAAAGAACAUAACAGGGAAGUAACAUGCAUUUUUAUUGCAGUUCAGCAAAUGAACCACAUUUAGUUGUGAAUUCUAAUAUGCCCCAAUAGAAUUAACGAGAGACUCACUGCUUUGAGGGGCUGCAAGGAUUACAAACAAACCAGUUGAUCUUUCCUCAUUUAAUAGAAUAUUGGACUUUUCCAAUAUGUGCAGAAGGGACUUACUGCUUAUCAAGAGUUGAAGGAUGAAAUACUUGCUCACAAAGAGAGGCAAACCGGUUUGGAUUCAAAAUCCAAUCCAUUUUCACAUAACAGGAGAAGUACACGUUGAAAGUUACUGGAAUAUAAUUAGAAGAAAUCACGAAUACCUUAAUAUUGUUUUCUUAUUAACCCAGUGAUAGGAAUUCCCAUCACUGUGGAAAUGAGUGGGUAAUUGAAAAAUAGGUUAUGCUUUUUAAAGAGUCUGUGGUUGUGAAAGGUUUCAGUUAAGUGUAUUUAGAAACGAUCAGCUUGAAUCUCAUGCAUGACCCAGGAGUGGAACUUGUGCUUUCAGUCAGAGCAUAUUCUGACUGAAUAUGCUUGUUCACAGUUACUCAUGCACCCAGCGACUUGGCAACUUGGUGAGUUGUCUUAGGAAAGAAAAACAGACUUCAUAUUGCCUGACUUCCUUGGUCUUUUAUAGGAGAAAUGGUAGUAGAAAAAGUGGUUAUAGCCAAAGGAGACAAAUAAUGUAAUGUUCCUUUAAGAAAUGUACAUUUCAUACUGUAGUACAUUUUCUCUAGAAUUUUAAUAUUAAUGCUAAAGUUUUUAUAUGAAAUGGGACCAGGCUAAUACUUUCAUCCCAGGCUAAUACUUUCAUCCCUUAAGUAUCAAAUUCAUAAAGUACCAUCACUGUGAUUUUACUUGCGAGAUCAUUUCUGUGAUGUUUUCUGUAUAAACAUACAACAUUGACAUGGGGCCUCCAGAGCGGAAUUGUCCACUUCAGAAGACAUGGGAAGUGGUGGAUGUCAGACGUGGGCAGCCGCACAGUAACACGCCUGUGCAUGUUAUUCUAGCAUCUCGCUUAGUGAAGAAAUGCCUGCGCUGCACCUGGCAUCCUUGCCAGGGCUACCUGGCACCAGGUACUUCCCAUCAUAUUGUCAUAAUGAAAUAUACAAAGAAACCUGAAGAAUAAGGAAAAGGAAUUACCACCAACCAUUAGUGGAUGUCUAGCCAACCCAUUCUGAAAACAUAUAGCAUAUUGUAUAUCAUAUUUCUAAAUAGCAAUAUCACACAAAAGCAGAUACUAGAGGACCUGACAUGUCCCGAGCACCAGUUUUUGCUUUCUGGGGCCGGUACCUGGGGUGUGGAAACACACUGAUUGGAUCCAUUACACACACACAGAAGAGCCACCCCCUGCAAGGUCUCUGUUUUGGGGACUGCUGGGGGUCACCAGUCACUGCGGAGACUCGCCUCUGGAAGUCUGAGGCUGCAGUGUAGCGUCUUUCCAUGUUCGGUGUGGUGUUCUGAGUCUGCAUCCAACAUCGUUUAGGAAAACGGUUGCUGAAAAAUAUUCCUGAUUAUCAAUCAGUUAAGAGCCACAGGAGGCUGGUGCCUUUACAACAGCCAUCUAUAAUUUUCAUAAAAUUAACCCAUGCAUGCUGACGUUUCCAGAUAUUUCAAAGAAGAGUGGUGUUUUAUGGGGAAAAUGUGGUAUGCAUGAAAAGCCUGCUUUCGUUAGCUGACAAGCAGUGACUUUUACAUUGUCAAUCAAGGUUCAUUUGGAACCCAAAGGAAUGAGCUUCAGACUGUGUCAUGUUCUCUCUGUUUUUAUUCUUUGUCUUGGAAACAACCCUAA
Lemur catta (Ring-tailed lemur) is the source of this 4990-nucleotide messenger RNA. RefSeq names its product kelch repeat and BTB domain containing 11 (gene KBTBD11). The coding region runs from base 127 to 2019 and encodes 630 amino acids. Lineage: Eukaryota; Metazoa; Chordata; Mammalia; Primates; Lemuridae. The transcript is spliced from 2 exons. The record is from RefSeq and is a predicted model, not a curated record. Gene Ontology annotation, molecular function: protein binding.